This is a messenger RNA of Lolium rigidum, 7357 nucleotides long. RefSeq lists its product as uncharacterized. The record is from RefSeq and is a predicted model, not a curated record. Gene Ontology annotation, molecular function: protein dimerization activity. Bases 5424 to 7157 code for a protein of 577 amino acids. Lineage: Eukaryota; Viridiplantae; Streptophyta; Magnoliopsida; Poales; Poaceae. The transcript has 11 exons.
UGGAUCUCAACCCAUCCAGGUUCUCUUCGCCUGCUGCCGCCGCCUAUCGCCUCCACGCGAGCCCUCCUCCCCGCCGCCGCCACGGCUCUCUCUCCUGCUCGCCCCAAACCUCAUCGCUCCUCCCCCUCGCAGCGUGGCGGCCUCGGCCUGCAACGAGGAUGAGGAUGGCGCAGGCGCCAGCGCUCUCACGAGCGCGAGUCUCACAGCCAUGGCGCUUCCGAGUACUGCUACGGAGGAGGCCUGUAAGAGCCGGUGCUGCGGCGACUCGCUGGUGGCGGAUCUUCAUAAAGGGAGGACGAGGGAGGCCUCAGUAGGGGCUACUCAUCAGGCUACAGGGGCAGCAUGCCGUGUGCGGAGACUCUCCUCCACAUCUUCUCAGUCGCUUCAGUGGGAUCCCCGAGAAAGAAAGAAUAUGAAGGACCUAGAGGAAGCGUUUGAUGAUUGAGGAGCCAAGCCCACAAGACCAACAAAUUCAAGCCAGGUUUACGACACCAAGAGGUCUACCUAGAAGGGGUGCUCAACUCGCACCUAGGAACAUCAAGAAGCAGAACUGGUUCAUGAAUCAUUUGAAGACAUGUAUCCAGGCAAGAUCAAGGACAAGACUAUUUGGCGAGGAGUUUGGGGAGUUGGCCAUUACUGUCAAAAACUUGGUUGUUUGGGCAUGUCAUGAAGUAGGACUAUUAUGGUUUAGAUGUUUGCUUCAUGCCACCGGCCUUUUGUUGCAAUUCUUAGAGUUGAUUAAAAUUGUAGUGCUCCUUUUCUUUUAUCAUGAUAUGGUUACUGUUUAGUUUCUGAAUUUUGCAUUUGGAUUUGUAGUUCUUAUGAGGUAUUGGAUUUAUAUCAGAUCAAAAUUUCACUUGUUACACUUUAUAUUUUCUAUUAUUUCUCGUAUGCCUUUUAAUUUUCUUCGUUACUGAUAAAUAAAUUGCUACCUUUCCAUAUUUAUCUAAUAUUUCAUUCAAUUUAUGUAUUAAUACAAAAUUUUCCUUUCAGCAACAGCAAGACAAGCAAGAACACAGCCUCCAAAUGUUGGUCUUUAUUUGUGGUCCAAUAUGCGUACGACACCAGAACAGGUGCAUAAGUUUUGUCAAGAUACCAGCAGGAUUGGCUGGGUAGGUUCUGAUGGAGUCAUGGAAUAUGUAACAACAUUGACCGUAAGCUCCGCUAUGGGAAUUUAUUGCCACAAUUGGUUCAACUUUAACCUUGACUAAUCCUCCUUAUUAUCAUCUCUUCUCAUCAAGUCCAGGCUAUGUUUCGCAAUGUAGUAGGCCUAUUAUAUGUAUGGUCUCCUUGAUUUGGUGAGUUACCUUUUACUUGGUUAAUUGUAGUUCGAUGGUCUGGGAGAUACUUAUAUGUACUCUGGAACUCUCUCUGCACGUGUUUUUUCAGAAAUUUUAUCAACAUCUUUGCGGGAAGCAUGGAAGUAUCAUAUUAUUUUUUAACUCAUUUUCUUAUAUGACUUCUCUCAACUGAUUAAAGCUGAAUUACUUGCUCUUGUAUUGUAUUUAACCACUUAAUUGGUAUUUUUGCUGCAUGGAUUUGUCCCAAAAGCUGAUUUCUCAUUAUCUCCAUUUUGAUUCAAUGCUAUCAAGGAUUCUAAGAAAACUAGAGCCAGAUAUGUAUGAGUGCAUAAUUACACGGGUACCAACCAGUCAUACUCUAAUGCAUUCUUGAGGAAACCCCCAGAGUUGAUCUUCCAUAUCGGUAUAAAAGCUAAGAUGCUAAAUGAUAAGAUCUAUAUUUGUUCAGAUGCCUGUUCUUAAAGUUACCCUCCACAUGUAGUAGUGUCAUCUCCGCCGAUAAUCAGGUGCUGGUAUUGUUUGACAAUCAUAUAAUUUAUCCAAUUGUGCAUCAGGCUGUAGGCUAAUUUUGUACAUGGUAUGCCUCAAAGUGAAUAUCACCAUAAAACUCUGUUGAUAAUAAUACAGUUGUUUUCUGCAGUUUACAUUAGAGCUUUCAUAUUGAAUAGAUCAUUGAUGUUGGUUUCAGGUUUCUCGACCGCUGUAUUAAUUGAUUUUCUAUGAUGUCAAUUGUUAUAGUGAUCAAUUUAUUUGCUGUGAUGCGAUAUCUGAAUAAUCUUCUAUCUUUCACAAGUAGAAAUUGAUAUGCCACUUUAUUUGGAUUUUUUCUCAUGUGUAGUACACAAUAGUGCAGGUAUUUGUUUGUACUGAAACUUUGUUUUUUGUAGGAUCAAAUGAGUAUGAAACAACACAGUUAUGGUGAUCCCUAGAGCCUUAAUUGUGAGCUUACUUCCACGUCAAAAAUCAGAUAUGGCUAGCUGUGACUGCAUGAAACAUCAUUCGUUAAAUCAUGCGGGUAAAUGUAAUUUAUUGGAUUUCUUUUAGCAAGACGCGGCUGGUUGUGGGGUUUGAGAUGAUUUUUAUAUCAAAAUGCACAAGAGAGCAAUCAGCUUAGUUCAGCUUGCCGGAUUUGCUCCAGUGAAGUUCUGCAGUACCAUCAUCACCAGAUUCUCAAGCUACUGAAAAGAGAUAUCUCAUACAUGCCAGAUGGAAUCCUAAUCAGUGAGGACACCUAAUGUUUGGACCUGAUGAUGGUUCUAUGAGCGAACAACUUCAGUGGCACAUGUGAUGUUAUUUUGAUCUAAGGUUCCACCCGAAGUGCAAAAUCUGUCUUAUCAUGGAAAAGGUAAUGAUGUUAUAUUGGUUCGGUGCAGAGCUUUCUUGUUUGAGGUUGGAGCAGGAGCCUCUUGUGCCCUGGAACGUUAAAUGCGUGUUUUUUUCUCCUUUAGAUUUAUUCAUCGAGUGUACCACAUGGUAUGCCAUAAUAAGGAUUAGCUUUUACUUCAAUGUUGCAAAAUUACUAAAUAUUUGUACUACCUAUUAAGAUCUGUUUAUAUAUAAAGAAGUAUGGAUCAAAGAUUGGGCAUGACUGGGACGUUGAUUAGGAUGCACCUGACCAGCUAGGAGGCGCCCUAAGGGGCGCCCCAGCCACUAGUGUGUGUAAUGUCCAUGCAUACAAAUGUGUUUAGUACUAGCACAUCAAGUUACAUACUAGUUGUAUUUGUGUGUUUCUAAUUUUACACAAUUAAUGCCAAAGUAUAAAACAACUUUUAAAAAUACAAACAAAUAUUUGACCAUAACUAGAAGUCGAUUUCUAAAUUCUAAAAAGUACCAUAAUCAAGUAACAAAUUAAUAUUGAAACUUAAAUUAAAUUAUUCAUUAAACUAAACUCUUGUAGAUUUUAAUUCAAUUUUAAUACUUUAAAGCUGAUAAAAAUAGUUAACUGAAUUGUAAAAAUGUUGGAAAUAUUAUUUCACCUUAAUCAUGUAAUAAAUAUUUCCAAAAUAAGUUAAAAAUGAUUUAGUAAAAUAAAACCUAGUAUGAGAAUUUUAUUAAAAAAUAGCAUAUGAAAAUAAUUCCAUAAAUAUUAAUUAGUCUUAAAUUAUAUUUGUAAGGAAUGUUUUCCUUAACAAAAAUUGGUAAGUUAAAUCAAAUAUACUUUAGGAAAUUCUUAUACCUUCUCAAACCUAAAUAUGAUAUGAGUUGUUAUAACUCUACAAUGGGAAUUUGUAUCACAUCUGAAGACACAAAAACUUUAACAACACUUUAGGUCAUACUCUUACACAUGUUUGAGCCAAAUGGAAUUGUUUGACUUAAUUUGCAUGACCAUGUUUGAUAAUUACAAGUACGACCUUUAGGAUUAGACCUUAAGUAUGAGGUCAACACUAUACCAUAUGUUAGGAGUAUUAUUUAGGUAUCCUAUAACACCUAACCUUAUACUAGAAAUUUGGAAAUAGCUUGUUAGUUAUAUCAUCCAAUAUUGUUCCAUUAGAAGCAUGGUACCAAACCUAAUAAUCAUUAGCCAUCAACCCUAGUCAUCAAUCUUUGGUAUGAUACCAUUGUGAUCAACCAAAAUAACAACAUGUGUAGUAAUUUCCUCUAGGUGUUUAUGUUCAAUUGAACCCUACAAGUACUAGAGAUUUAUAGACCAUCUUGUUUAGGCACCAGCUAUUCCUUACUUAGUGGAUCCAAUAGCAAACCCUAGGACCCAUAAGACUUAAUUAAAAUGCUUCUUACUAUUUAAGUAAUAUGUUCUUCAAAAUUUAUUCUUUUGAAGUAGAUAUAGAGUAAUCAACAACCCUGCCUAAUAGGACCUAUAAAGCCUAGUUAUCUAUCACCAGUAAGAUAUAACCAACCAUGGUAGCCACCAUUUAUAAUCAAUUGCCUAAUAUACCCUUGCUUAACCAAACCAUGCAAACAUUACAUGACUAGGAACUCAAUCCAACUUUGUUGUGCUCCAUAUAACACAUAAUUAGGAAACUCAAUUGAGAACAAUGGUAAUCAUAGAAGUAAAUAGUUUCUACUUGAAAUACUUAUUACUUCCUAAUUAACAUGUUCUUCAAAAGUUAUUCUUUUGAUGUUUAUAAAUAGUAAUCAUUAACCAUGUCAUAUGAUACUAAAACUAACAACUAUUAGUUACAUGUUAGAAUUAUAUCAAAUCUUAUUGGUGUGUGCUAGUCAAGGUUGGAAAAAGCGUAAUUCAGCGGGCGCCUCCGCGCGCUGAAGCGCUCAGCGGCAGACCAUCGCCUAGCUUUGGGCCUAAUCGGCACUGUAGGCGGGCCAACCGCUUCAGCGGAUAAGGGCGCACGCGUAGGCGCGAGGAGGCGAGCCAAAGCGGCGAGGAGGCGGAGCUCGGCGGUCUGAAGACGAAGCGGCAACAAUUGUACGAGAGAUGAAAUCAGGCGCGAGAAGAACGGCAAGAUUGGGAGUAGAUUGCGGCAAGACGGCGAGAGGAUUUUGGGAAUCCUCCCAGCAAUAUAUAAAGCGGAAAGGAGCCAGAUCAAUCUAGGUUUUGGGGGCAACAGGAAGGGUGGCGGCUUAAACUUUUCGUCGUCGUUUCGUCCUCUCGCCGCCGGAACUUCUUCCUCACCAUCUCAGUGCGACCAAAACCUGAGGAUGUCUGCGAUGAAUGCAACAACAUCAUAGCAAGAAAAUGUUCUGAAGAGGAAGUCAGAUGAUGUAGGAUGGGAGUAUGGGAGUCUAAUUGAUCCUUCCAAUUUGGAUAAAGUGAAGUGUUUGUUUUGUAACCAUGUGAGCACUGGAGGAAUUUAUCGUUUGAAGCAGCAUGUGGCUCAUGUUAGUAAUGCUGUGGCAAAAUGCAAGAAAAGCUCACAGGAAGCUAAAGAUAGGUGCAAGAAAUCUCUCGAGGAGGCAUCUAAGAAGAGAAGGGAAAAGACUAUCCGUGAGCUAGAGAUUAGAGAUAGUGUGAAUAUUUCCCGUGUUGGGGAUGAAGAAGUUGAUGUUGCUGGAAGAUCGGAACCACACAAGUUAGGUCCGCUUGACAAGUGGACACGUCCUAUUGAUCCUAAAUUGACUCAAGCUGAAGCUCUGCAUCAACAGAAGAUAAACAAGGAACUUUGGAAAAAGAGAACUCAUGAAGUGCAACAGUAUGUGGCUAGAUGGAUGUACAAUCAUGCUAUACCAUUCAACGCUUGUGAUAAUGAUGAUUUCAAGUUAAUGUGUGAAGCCAUUGGGAGAUUUGGCCCCGGAUUUGAGCCACCUUCUAAACAUGACCUUCGGGAGACUUUGUUGAGUGAGGAGCAUGCAAGAGUGAAGAGUUUGCUGCAGGAACGUGAUGCUGAAAAGAUGAAGAAUGGCUGCUCCAUAAUGACUGAUGCUUGGUCAGAUAGGAAGAGGAGAAGCAUAAUGAAUUUGUGCACAAAUUGUGCAGAUGGAUCAAGUUUUAUCAAGUCAAAGGAGAUGUCAGCUGUAUCCCACACAAGUGAAGUAAUAUUUCAGCUAGUGGAUGAAGGAAUUGAGGAAAUAGGCCCAGAACAUGUGGUGCAAGUAGUGACAGACAAUGCCUCGAACAAUAUGGGAGCAAAGAAGAUACUAUUGGAGAAGAGGCCAAACAUGUUUUGGAGCUCUUGUGCGACACACACCAUUAACUUGAUGCUGCAAGGAAUUGGAAACCUUCCAAGGUUCACGAAGGUACUUGACAAAGCAAAAACAUUCACCAUCUUUGUGUAUGGGCACACACGGACCUUGGACUGCAUGCGCCACUUCUCUUCAGGGAAAGAGAUCAUAAGGCCAGGGGUCACUAGAUUUGCUUUUGCUUAUCUAACUUUGGAAAGCCUUCUAGACAAGAAGGAUCAACUAAGGAAGAUGGUUGUUGAUGGUAGAUGGGAUAGUCUGCGAGAAGUUAAAUCAAAAAAUGGUAAGGCGGCAACAGCCACGAUUAUGAGCAUGCCUUUUUGGAAAGAUGUGAAGCUUUGCUUGAAUGUUUUUGAGCCUUUGGUAAAAGUCCUUCGUUUGGUUGAUGGGGAUGUCAAGCCAUCUAUGGGUUUUGUUUAUGGAGAAAUAGUUAAGGCAAAGAAAGAGAUCAAGGAAGUAUAUGGGAAUGUGGCAUCCCGUUACAAAGAUGUGAUUGAUGUUGUUGAGAAAAAGAUGAAAGAUCGACUUGAUUCUCCAUUGCACUUGGCUGCAUACUUGCUGAAUCCUUAUUAUAGUUAUGCUGAUACUAACAUAUUUGAUGAUGGCACAAUAACUGAAGGGUUCAUCAGUUGUGUGGAGACCUUUUAUCAUGGUGAUGAUUCCAAACAAGAUCAAGCUGUAAAUGUGGAAUUGAGGAAAUUCCAGAAUAGAGAAGGAUCAUUUGCAAAAAAGCUCGCGAGAACGUGUCAAAACUUUGAAUAUAAUGCAGCAUCUUGGUGGAAACUCUACGGAAAUGAAGUGCCAACUCUACAGAGGAUGGCUAUUAGAAUCUUGUCAUUGACCUCAGGUGCUUCAGCUUGUGAAAGGAAUUGGAGUACCUUUGAAAAUAUUCAUACAAAGAAAAGAAAUAGGCUGACUACAGAACGCCUAAAUGAUCUAUCUUUCAUACAAUUUAAUUCAAGAAUGAUGGCCAAGAAACAGAUGAUCAAGGAAAAGAAGAUUGUCGAUGUCCUAUUUUCCACCGAAACUACUGAAGCUCAAGGAUUUCUUUUUGAAGGAGGAGAUGAUUGUGCGGUGGUCAUCUAUAGGGAUGAGGACGAGGAAGGGAUGGAUAAUACAGUACCAAUGGAAGUCGAUGAACAACCUGGGCCACGUAGAAGUGCAAGACUAAGACAACUUUAUGAAGCUGAGGAAUUUGAUUCGGAAGAAGAAGAGUUUGAUGAUGAAGAAGAGAAGCAUCCAGAUGAUGCAGAUGACUAUUGAGGAGGUCGUGCAUGAGUUUUUUUUUCCAAUUACUUAAGUUAUGCCUUAUCUUCCUUUUAUGUGUUGAACUAUCACGUGUGAACUUGUGUGGAUCUGUUCCUUUCGAGCUUAGUGUGUAUGGCGCCCAGGUGCUUUUAUACGUUUUACUACAUCUUUCUUAUGAUCUAGCAAAUGAGUACCAGCUCCAUGUGUGAGAACUA